UAAACCGGUGUUAAGGAGCCGGUGUUUGGCGCUCACGGAGUCCUUUAAAGCGGCAGCGCGGAGAGCACGAGACAGGGGGGAUUUAAAUCAGCAGCACGCGCUCUCAUAGCAACGAAACAGCUGAGCACGUUCAGCCCUAAGCCAGCUGUCUCUGACACGCUGUGUUAGACAAACUGCUGCUUUUAUACGCUGAAAACUACUGAAAGAUUUGGGCGACAACUUUUUAUUUUUUCCCAUAAAGUGAUUUGUGUUUGAGGGCGCCCUCAGGAGGAGGAAAAUGCAGUGCACUCCUGAAUCUAAUCUCCACCUGGAGGGCUAUAAAGGGCAGCACAGUGUGUUUGAUAACUGCUCUGACAGUGGAUACUCAGGUUUUUUCCAGAGCCCGCACAGCAUCACUGGAGCUGACUCCUGUAGAUCUUUGUCUCCAGUAGAACUGGAUGAAACUCCUAAAGAGAACCUCAGACUUUCUGUCACACCUAAAGAGAAGGUCCGAGAACCAGUCAGAUUUUUGGGCUCCAGGAAGGUACUGCAGUCAUCCACGGUAAGCUGGUGUGAAACUCCUAAAGUGUACAAAAGAGAUUCCUCAUUACGACACAGACUUCUAAUGUGUAAACCCACUACAGACUGGAAAAAUGACAACACAAGAUCACCGUGCACCAGAAAGGCUGAAUCCCCCAUCAGUGGGUCUGAACCCUGGUUUAGUACAUCUUUUGAUUCUGUAGACAUUAAGCUGGGGGCAUCAAGCCCUUUAAAAGUGAACCAGGACCUGACACUAUCUGGCAGGAAACGCCGCGUUCUAUUCACACAGGUGAGGACCUCCACUCUUGAAGAUGGUAAGCACAACCUUGGUCACCUUCCCAGUUUCGAGAGAUGGGUCUCACUCUCAGAUGCAGAUAUCAGGGAGUGCAUUUCUGCAUCUGAUCAAUGUAAUGUCAAGGCUCCCGGCUUCAACCAGUUCCUGCCUGUGUCUAAAGAAAACUCUCAAUCACCAUUGGGCAGCUUGACGGAUAAUCUGUAUGAUAGCUCAAGUGUCUUGUACACACCAUCAUCCACACCCAACUUUUUCAGGUCUGUGAGCGAGGACAGUGGUUUCAGUUCAGUGACCCUUGAUAAAUCCCAAGACUCCUCGGUGGACCAUGAUGGCUCGUUCCAGGAGCUGCUGCUCUCUGCCUCCAAAGGAAACUUUGAAACCCCAAAUCCAACAGAGGCAAAGCGGCGCUCCCGUUUUCAGCGUCAGCACAGGCUCUCUACACUUAAAGAAGGUAGCUCUCAGUCUGAGGAUGACCCAACCCAUCAUCCUUAUCAGUGUCACAGCCGUUUUAAAGAAGAUGAGGUUUUUGCUGAGGAUGCCACCCCUCGCUGUGUCCUCCCUGUUAAAUGUGGUAAUAACAUGGCCUGUGAUAGUUUGGCCUUAGCAAAACAAGACAAUACCACCCCACUAAGAGUGACUAGAAUCAAGGCAGAACACAUGACGCCUUGUUGUACAGACCCUGAUAAUACAGAUAUCACCCCUCUGAGGACAACUCCAGUCAACCUCUCUCUGACUCCAGCUCUGCAGCUGGUAUAUGCUAUGUGUCAGCACAAUGCCCAGGUGCUGGCUGGUCAAAGUCCAAGCCUGAAGGAGCAACUUAAGUCUGCAGCAGCACUGACCAAGACCCCGGUGACAUUCAGGACCACUAUGCCGUUAGCAGGGCUGAUCGGCAGGAAGAUGGGCCUAGAGAGGGUGGAUGUGCUCACAGAGCUGAAGAAGAGGAACCUUAGGCACAUCCUGGCUUUCAUACUCUGCCAGCUGGACUCUGAGAGUGUCUACAGGUGCGGCCGAGUGUGCAAAAGCUGGAAUCAAAUUAUCCAGCAAGACAAGCUAGCUAGCUCAAGGAGAAGAAGCCACCUGAGUCAAGUGGAGGCUGCUCUGGAGAUUGGUGGCAUUGUCCACGUCAACGAUGUAGAGACCAGAGUCACUUUGGUUAAGCGGUCAGCCUUGAAGACAGUUCAGGCCCAGUCCAGGACCUCCAGCUACUGCACUCCACAGUCAGGAAACAGCACUUUAGAAACACUGCAGCUCAGCGCCUUGCAUUCAGGCAGCAGCGGCAAACGGGAUAAAUUUCUGGAGGUUGCUAAAACCCUCUUCAAUGAUGAGUGCCUCAAGCCUUGUCCGAGAUGUCAGCAUCCCGCAAGAUGUCAUUCGGGCAAAGGGGAGGGCGUGUGCAGCAGAGCUGACUGUGGAUUCCAGUUUUGCAUGUCAUGCUUGUGUACUUCUCAUGGCUCCAAAGAGUGCGGCAGUCAGUCUGCAGGCCGUCGUAGGAGGGACGUACUUCCAGGAAGUGCUCAAAGCAAGCGAAAUGUUAGAAGGUUAUGAAACUCUGUUCCUGUUUGCUGUGCUGCAUUUAGUCACUUUAACUUUUUUUUUUUGCCAGUUUUCAGAUGACAAUAAGCAGCAACAGAUUUGUAAGCAGUACAUGAGCAGUGUCUGUACUCUUCGAUCUUUGUUUGUGUUUCUCUUUGCUUAUCCCAUCCUCCCCUUUCCCUUUUUUUUUUUGAUAAAGUUCUUACUUGUAUACUUUUAAUUAUGCCUGUGAAGGAGGUUUUACCAGGAGAUGAAAUGACUUCAUUUUGCUGUUGAUGUAUUUUUCUAUGCACUGACUGUACAGAAUAUAUAUACAUAUAUAUUUUUUUUUGAUACUCUGGAGAUUUUCAGCUUUUACCAACAUGUUUUC
Archocentrus centrarchus (flier cichlid) is the source of this 2714-nucleotide messenger RNA. RefSeq names its product F-box protein 43 (gene fbxo43). The record is from RefSeq and is a predicted model, not a curated record. Gene Ontology annotation, biological process: negative regulation of meiotic nuclear division; regulation of mitotic nuclear division. Gene Ontology annotation, molecular function: protein binding. Lineage: Eukaryota; Metazoa; Chordata; Actinopteri; Cichliformes; Cichlidae. The coding region runs from base 278 to 2356 and encodes 692 amino acids. Gene Ontology annotation, cellular component: nucleus. The transcript is spliced from 6 exons.